Molecule: messenger RNA, 1248 nt
Organism: Vanderwaltozyma polyspora DSM 70294
Lineage: Eukaryota; Fungi; Ascomycota; Saccharomycetes; Saccharomycetales; Saccharomycetaceae
Product: glycosyltransferase family 15 protein
Exons: 1
Coding region: 1-1248 (415 amino acids)
Biological process (GO): protein O-linked glycosylation; cell wall mannoprotein biosynthetic process; protein N-linked glycosylation
Cellular component (GO): Golgi apparatus; membrane
Molecular function (GO): alpha-1,2-mannosyltransferase activity
Source: RefSeq, a predicted model, not a curated record
AUGCCUAGAUUCACUAUUCCAACUAGCAGUAAAAAACUAUACAGACUGGUAGGUUUAAUAGUGAUUUUAGUAGCAACAAUAUUCAUAGUUAAAAAUGGUUCCAAUUUAACUACAAUAACUUCAUUGACUAGUAAUAAUGGUAACAGCAAUAAUAAUAAUAAGGACACAACAAAGAAAAGUUCAGUACCUGCAAGAAAGAAAAGGACCUAUAGUUCCAAGUACGAUGAUGAUAAAUAUAAUUAUGUAAAAUAUUCUAUACCUGAAUAUGAUGGUAAAAAGGUUAAAGCAACAUUUGUUACAUUGGCUCGUAAUAGUGAUUUAUACAAAUUAGUUGCAACUGUUAAAUCUGUUGAAGAUAGAUUUAAUUCUAAAUUCCAAUACGAUUGGAUCUUCUUAAAUGAUGAAGAAUUCUCAGAAGACUUUAAGAAAACCAUGACAGCUUUCAUCAGUGGUGAAACUAAAUUUGGUGUUAUUCCAAAAGAACAUUGGUCGUUCCCAUCUUGGAUUGAUCAAGAUCGUGCCAAGAAAGUUAGAGAAGAGAUGAAAGAGAAGAAGAUUAUCUAUGGUGAUUCUGUUUCUUAUAGACAUAUGUGUCGUUUCGAAAGUGGGUUCUUCUGGAGGCACCCAUUAUUAGAUGAUUAUGAAUAUUACUGGAGAGUCGAACCUGAUACCAAGAUGUAUUGUGAUAUUGAUUAUGAUGUCUUUAGAUUCAUGAAAGACAAUAAGAAGAGAUAUGGUUUCACAAUUUCUAUUAAGGAAUUCGUUUCAACAAUUCCAACUUUAUGGGAAACUACUACUGACUUUUUAUCAUUACAUCCUGAAUAUAUUGCGGAAAACAAUAUGUUAGAUUUUGUUAGUAACGAUGGAGGUUUAUCUUACAAUUUAUGUCAUUUCUGGUCCAAUUUUGAAAUUGCAGACUUAUCUGUAUGGAGAAGUAAAGCUUAUGUUGAUUAUUUCGAUUAUUUGGAUAAAGCAGGUGGAUUCUUUUAUGAAAGAUGGGGUGAUGCGCCAGUUCACUCUAUUGCUGCUUCAUUGUUUUUGAAUCGUGAGGAAAUUCAUCAUUUUGGUGACUUAGGUUACUACCAUCCACCAUAUCAUCAAUGUCCAGUAGAUGAUAACCUAAGAUUGACAAACAAAUGUGGUUGUGUGCCAAAGAAAGAUUUUACCUGGAGAGGUUAUUCCUGUACUAGAAAAUUCUACGAUGUUAAUAAAUUGAAAAAACCAGCAAAUUGGGAAGAUUUCAAAUAG